This is a messenger RNA of Colletotrichum godetiae, 1019 nucleotides long. Its product is annotated as family 45 glycosyl hydrolase. Gene Ontology annotation, molecular function: cellulase activity. The transcript has 2 exons. The coding region runs from base 1 to 696 and encodes 231 amino acids. Lineage: Eukaryota; Fungi; Ascomycota; Sordariomycetes; Glomerellales; Glomerellaceae. The record is from RefSeq and is a predicted model, not a curated record. Gene Ontology annotation, biological process: carbohydrate metabolic process.
AUGCAAGUCAUUUCCCCUCUACCCCUCCUCCUCCUCCCCAUCCUCCUCCUCCCCCUCCCAACACACGGCCAAUCUACAGGCAGCACAACCCGCUACUGGGACUGCUGCAAACCCUCCUGCGCCUGGCCAGGCAAAGCUUCCCUGGCCACCGGCCCCGUAACGACCUGCGACCGCAACGAUAACCCCCUGACCGACGGCGGCGCCACCCGCAGCGGAUGCGACUCGGGCGGCAGCGCCUACAUGUGCAGCGCUCAGUCGCCCUGGGCCGUGUCGGACGACCUGAGCUACGGCUGGGCCGCCGUGCGCAUCACGGGGGGCACGGAGGCGCAGUGGUGCUGCGAGUGCUACGAGCUCACGUUUACGAGCGGCGCCGUGGCGGGGAAGAAGAUGGUUGUGCAGGCUACGAAUACGGGGGGUGAUUUGGGGCAGAAUCACUUUGAUAUUGCGAUCCCCGGCGGCGGCGUGGGCCAGUUCAACGCCUGCACGGAUCAGUACGGAGCGCCGGCCAACGGGUGGGGCCAGCGGUACGGCGGUGUCAGCUCCAGGGCCGAGUGUGACGGCUUCCCGGCGAAGCUCAAGGCCGGGUGCUACUGGCGCUUCGACUGGUUCCAAGGUGCCGAUAAUCCGAGCGUCUCCUUCCGUCAGGUGACUUGCCCGGCUGAGAUCAUCAAUAAGAGUGGCUGUAGGCGCCAGUGAUGGGCUUUUAAUCCGCUCCCGGGGGAAUUUUUUUCCCCUUAUAAAUCUCAAGUUUCAGCGCGCUGGAGUUGACUAUGAUUUGCUCCGAAAACUCUGGCAUCUCCCUAGAAUGGUCUUGGACCACCUUACGUAAAGUAACCGACGUUCGUAGUGUGCCGGUCGUUGGGCCAUCUGGAAUCAAAUGCCAAGAGCUGUGACUGAUAUAGAACGAGAGAGCCUUCGUAGCGAGCUUCGCCUUGGAAACUGAGCCAAGAAGUCCAGUUCAUGAAGGGGUUAAAGAGCGGCCCAUCCAAGAGAACCCGCUCCAUGUUGGUGGUGGUGAU